This is a messenger RNA of Perognathus longimembris pacificus (Pacific pocket mouse), 2197 nucleotides long. It is a transcript of the gene Bnipl, whose product is annotated as BCL2 interacting protein like. The coding region runs from base 376 to 1443 and encodes 355 amino acids. The record is from RefSeq and is a predicted model, not a curated record. NCBI's taxonomy places the organism in Eukaryota, Metazoa, Chordata, Mammalia, Rodentia, Heteromyidae. Gene Ontology annotation, biological process: apoptotic process. The transcript has 10 exons. Gene Ontology annotation, cellular component: cytoplasm.
CCUUUUUUUUUUUAAUUCUCCUAGAACCUUCUUUAUAUGAUACAUGUCUCUCGUUUUACUUACACUAAAAUGUAGGCCCAAGAUAGUCUUACAGCUAAAGUAUUAGUGACUAGCCACCCUAGAAAACACUCUCCUCCCCCAAACCCGCCCCCACAGAGGAGGCAGGCUUUUUCUUUUGGGCAAACCUGCUCCUGGGGAGGAGAGGUAACAAAACCUGUUUGAAGUUGAGGUUCCCUCCCUUCCACCACCUCCCUCUUCCUUAGAGGCAAGAGCAACAACAGCUGAGCCAGAAAGGGGUAAAGAAGUAUCGGGAGCUGGGCCAGCCAGCUCCCUUGCAACUCCUGAGUGUUUAAGAAGACAGGAAGACUUGUGAAGAUGGAGACUAUACACGAGUCAGAAAAACAAUCAGAUCUUGGGGUCAAGGAGAGUGUAGAAGCAACAGACACAGGAGCAGCCCUGAGACUUGAGGAACUGGAGCUGCAGGAGGAAUGGCAAGAUGAAGAAUUCCCUAGAUUGCUUCCUGAAGAGGCUGGUCCUUCGGAAGAUCCUGAAAAACCUCAACAAGACUCUCAGGCAGGUACCCCAAGCACUUUAUCCCUGUGUGGCCAGCGCCCCAUGCGUAAACGUCUUUCUGCCCCAGAGUUAAGGCUGAAUCUGACAGUGGGGCCUGGAGAUAACGGAGCUGCUCCCUCCCACGCCACCUGUAACUCCUCUGAUGUCAGUUCAGACCUGGAGGUGGAUGAAUUGGAGACGCCUUCAGACUCGGAGCAACUGGACAGUGCACAUGAAUUUGAAUGGGAAGAUGACCUGCCCCGGGCAGAGGGCCUACGAGCCAGUGAGGCGGCUGAAAGGCUGGGCCGGGGCUGUGUGUGGGAUGUGGCUGGAGAGGAUGGCCACCGCUGGAGAGUGUUUCGAGCAGGACAGCUGGAGCAGCGAGUGGACAUGACUGUCAUUGAGCCCUAUAAGAAGGUCCUGUCUCAUGGAGGCUACCAUGGUGAUGGUCUCAAUGCUGUUAUCGUUUUUGCCUCCUGUUAUCUACCCCGGAGCAACAUCCACAAUUACACCUAUGUCAUGGAACACUUGUUUAGGUAUAUUGUGGGAACUCUGGAGCUGCUGGUAGCUGAAAAUUACCUGCUUGUUCACUUGAGUGGAGGCACAAGCAGGGCCCAAGUCCCCCCUCUGAGCUGGAUACGCCAGUGUUACCAGACUUUAGAUCGGCGGCUCCGGAAAAACCUACGAGCCCUAGUGGUUGUCCAUGCGACGUGGUAUGUGAAGGCAUUUCUGACACUCCUUCGGCCCUUCAUCAGUUCUAAGUUCACACGAAAAAUCCGUUUCCUGAACAGCCUGGGGGAAUUGGCCCAACUCAUCUCCCUAGAUCAAGUCCACAUUCCUGAAGCUGUCAGACAGUUGGACCAGGAAGUUCGUGGCUCAGGAAGGCCCUAGCACAAGACUGGAUAAAAGACCUUAGAACCAUGCAAAGAUCUGCCUACCCGUUAAUCCCAGAACCAUCCGAGCUGUUUUGUAAAUCAUCACAUCCUCCAUCCCAGGACCACCCCACAGGACCUGGACUUCUCAAGAUGUCAUUCCUUCCAUGGUGCUACCUGAAUUCAGGAGGGCUUGGAGGUUGGGAACCUGAUCUGCUAGUGGUUUGCAUUACAGUCAUCCCAGUGGAAGGCUGACUGCAGUAGCAUUGGGAGUGUCAAACUCUGGAUUGCAAUCCUGCUUUAGCUGUAAAAGCUUAGCCAAAUAACCUCAUGUCUUUGGGUCUCAUUUUGCACCUUUGUAAGUGAAGGGGCUGACGGGAGGUGGGUGGAGGGGCCUCCCACAGCCAAAACCCGCCUGCUGGGAGCCAGCAGGGAGCUCCCAACAUCUUAAGAACUCCUAUAUACCUGCCGCCUCUGCUCCUGGAAAGGAGUACUUCCAACGCCUGUAUGCCUGUAUUUUCCCCCUCCUUAGUCAAUUCUGACCUGUAGCUGUUAAUAAACUGAGGAGAGAUUGUGUAUCAAGGAAGUGAACCCCUCUUGCUCCAUCCACUUACAUCACAAUCCGCCUUUUGGUUCUAGCUCGGAAUUCUCACUGCCCAGGUUCCCUAGGAUUUUGAGCUCAGCCCCUUGGGCUGCAGGUGCACCCCGCCUCAGGGAGAGGACUUAGGGGCGAGUGGAAGGGAGGGAGAGAAGAUAGGAACCCGCCCUCUCCC